Molecule: messenger RNA, 387 nt
Organism: Scheffersomyces stipitis CBS 6054
Lineage: Eukaryota; Fungi; Ascomycota; Pichiomycetes; Serinales; Debaryomycetaceae
Exons: 1
Coding region: 1-387 (128 amino acids)
Source: RefSeq, a predicted model, not a curated record
AUGUCCAUUUCCACAGCUCCAUCAGCAAAGAAUUUGGUGGUCGACAGCUCUGCCACAGUCCUGACCACACUUUUAACAGGCUCGUUGGUGAAUUUGCAACUCGACACAGACGUCAGAGAUAACGAAGCUAUACUCACAAGUUUCACCACCAGUUUCACAAACUUAGUCGUCGAGAGUGGUGGCUCUAACGAAAAUGCCAUCGGAAGUUUCAGUGCCAGCUCCGAUUUGAACACACUCACACUCAGCACCGAUAAGCCAAACAUCAAGUCAGGAUCCAACUCCAGUUCAACGGGUCUGGCUUUAGCUAGAGGUUCGGGCUUGAGAAGCUUGAAGUUGACCUUGGUUUUGAGCUCGUUGAUAGUCACCGCAUGUCUAGUUCAGAUUUAA